This is a messenger RNA of Suillus subalutaceus, 1195 nucleotides long. RefSeq lists its product as uncharacterized. The transcript has 4 exons. Bases 69 to 923 code for a protein of 284 amino acids. Gene Ontology annotation, cellular component: membrane. The record is from RefSeq and is a predicted model, not a curated record. NCBI's taxonomy places the organism in Eukaryota, Fungi, Basidiomycota, Agaricomycetes, Boletales, Suillaceae.
CGGCAACUUGUCAUGCUGUACCUUACUCUUACUCCCUUUCAUGAACGUCGGUUACGGCGAGCAUCAUCAUGCCAGCUGCAAAGACUAACAAACCGGCGAAACCAAAGGUCAAGCGAUACCAUGUGUACGCCGUCAUACUCUUCGUUAUGGGGACGCUCUUCCCCCCACUGGGUAGGUUCGGUAUCGGGAAGGAUUUCUGGCUGAAUCUUUUACUCACGAUUUGCGGAUACAUUCCAGGACAUGUGCACAACUUUUACAUACAGAAUGUUAGGAACAACAAGAAUCACCGCCGCACACCCAAGUGGGUCGAGCGCUACGGCCUUGUCGACACUUCAACCAUCAAGCGUCAUGAACAACGUUCUCAGUGGGCAGGGAGAUACAAUGACCGUAAUCCAAACUCUGCUCUGGAUGACCAGCCUCUAGAGGAGGGCCAAGCGUCACCAAGCCGCUCAACCACACAGGAUUCCUCUACCAAGCCAACCAAUGGCAGUGCUCUCUGGAAGGCUGAUGAUGAAUCAUUCUACAAUCCCGGACGUGAAGGUAGCAUGCGUUCAGCUGAAUCAGGAAGUUCUCGUUGGCGUUACCCUGCCAACUUCAAUGAUAUAGUUCCUGAGGGAGACGCUCCAGCGCGGAAGAAGAAAAAGAAGAAAGAUAGGUGGGCAAGAACGGAAGAUGCAUAUACCGCCCCCGAGCAGAAAAAACGAAAGAAGAAGUCAAAGAAUCGCUCUACAACUGGCGAUGAUGGUGAUCUAGAGUCGACCUACUCGCGCAGAGCAGAAUCGAGUGUUGAUCUGGAGGUGCCAGAAGAUGCAGGCGGUGGAACAUAUGGGUCUGGGAGACAAGGCAAUGGGGAUGCAGCGGUGGAGAAUGACCACGCUGCCGCAUUGCAGGGCGAGAGCGAUGUAUUCAACCACGAGUUCUGACGACACGUCCUCUGUAUAUCCUACAUCAAUACUCCACGUUACUUUCUAUCUAUUAUUGCAUGCAGUAUCUUUCAAAGAUCGAUGCACUUCCGCAGUCCCUCACAUAUUAUACGUACAAAUUUAUGCAGUGCUUUCCUUUGUAGACAUCUCAAUGCAUGCGAAUCAUCGAAGAUACUUAUUAGUCGAGGAACAACCUAUUACUAGGACCAGUACUCGGCGCCUGUGUGUACUCGGUUUUCGAGGAGGAAUAACACAGGGAGAACAAUAAAAAC